Molecule: messenger RNA, 387 nt
Organism: Penicillium diatomitis
Lineage: Eukaryota; Fungi; Ascomycota; Eurotiomycetes; Eurotiales; Aspergillaceae
Exons: 2
Source: RefSeq, a predicted model, not a curated record
UUUCGGGAAGUUUUCACCAAUCUGGCAUCAUGUGUCCACAUGAGUGCAAAACUGGAACCCGAGAAAGGGAAGAAGAACCUUUUGGUUUGCGUAGAUAAGGCUCGCGAAACGAAAGUGCGGUUAUUAUUGGAGAAACUGGGAUACGCCAACAUACCGGGUCAUCUAGCUUCGCUAAAAAGAGUAUGCGGGAAGACCUCGAUUGAUAAGCCUGAUGACGAUCGAUGCCUAUUGUUUUCCCCCCUAUCGAUUGGAUUAGGACCUGAAAGCAUAGGUUCUGGAAAUAUGCAGGUCACAGGCGAAGCCCUUAAGCCUGGUACUUAUAUUCAACUUAUGGAGACUUUGGAGCUAGAGGCGCAAUUAGAUUGUCUUAUUGUCCUUUUACCCUAG